Molecule: messenger RNA, 2145 nt
Organism: Vavraia culicis subsp. floridensis
Lineage: Eukaryota; Fungi; Microsporidia; Pleistophoridae
Exons: 1
Coding region: 154-2145 (663 amino acids)
Source: RefSeq, a predicted model, not a curated record
UUGCAGUCUUGAAGGUACAAACGAAUUGAUUAAUGACGGGAACAGCAGCAAAUACGCAUCUGCUGCUUAUUUGAUAGGUUGUUGUUCCAUACUUGUGCAUUGGUUCAUUCCAAAACCGUUUCAUAGACCGUGUUAAUCCAACUUAUCAAGCCGAUGUUCACAGGAAAUAUGAGCGAUAUGUUCACGACGAGUGAAAUCAUAAAAUAUGACAACAAGUGCACGAACAGCGAUUUCUUGGCUUUGAUAGCAGAUAAGAACAGCACGCAGCUGAGAGAGCUUUGUUUCAAAAUAAUGGAAAUUAAGGAUCCGUUUCAUUCACUCAGUCUUUUACUACGGAUAUAUACGAACAAACCGUUCAUAAAUAGCUUGUUUAUGGAACGACUGUCGUCCUUAGUACGCGAAGUCAAAGGAGAGAAGUACUUAAGGAUAAAAAACCUGGACGAACGAGUUUACUGGCUGAUGAUGCGGCACGCAGAGGAGAACGAUGUGCAGGCGAUGAUACAUUGUGCCUCCAUCAUCAAAAUAAACGGUACCAAGCUGGAAGAACUCAAGAGAUAUUUUAGUUACAGCUUGGUGUACCAGUACUACAAGAGCAUCUGCAAGAACAUAUUUAAAGAAAAGUACAGAAGACAGGAAAUUGCACUGGUCAUACGAUUGAUGGACAGCGCUUCGCUGUGCUUCAAGAAUUUGUACCCGGUUAUAAAAAAGAUAUCGAAAUGUGCAAGGCAGAAAUCAAUUGAUAAGAGUGUCAUUGAAUGUGCAAAGCUAUUGGGAUGUGUUAUAAAGUAUGAACCAAGAGCGGUGCACGACCAUCAAGAUUAUGUUACGUCUGUGUUGUCGUUUUUGUGCGGUGUUCUGACCGACAUAAAAAAUUACGUGUUCCUUGGGUUGGAGGAUCUUAACGAAAUUGUGAUAGCUGUGGGACGGAUAUGCGAGUAUGAAAAAGACAACUUUGGUCUUUCCAAACUUUUAACCGGUUUAUACGCCAAUUCGUAUGAUAUAAUAUACAAGUACAACAAGAUACGUGCACAUCUGGAAGAGGAUCUUGUCUGUUUGACAGUCAAUUUGCAGCUUGUACGUAUCCUGUACCGUGUGACAUAUCAUCAGGGACUGAGAGCGUUUAACUACAAUCAGUUCUACAAUGACAUUGUCAACUUGAAGUAUGGAAAGCCGGUCAAUCUGUCGAUGCGAAAAUACAGGCGUGUACUCAGCACGUUCUAUGCGAGUAAGUACCGGCUGUUGGACAUGGUUUAUGACGAUCAGUGCUUUAACACAGACAUGCUUAUUGCAGACAUUUCUAUGUGUUCCGACUUCUAUGGUGUACUUAAAAAUUUGAAACGAUUGUUGAUGAAGCUGGAGCUGGACAAGCUGAUUCGUAUUGGUGUAACUGCUGUAAACACAUGCGGAGAUGUGCACUGCAAAUCAGGGAAUGGCGACUUAUCUAAUAGGGCGAGUGAGCAGAGAAACGUGGAUAAACAGCAAGAAGAGAACACGGAUGAACGGAGGGUUGCAGAUGGUAGUGUAUCGAAAUGUAAAAGAGACGAAAAUGCGGAGCGAAAUUUGCAACAAGCGAUGAGCGGAGAGAAGAACGGUGAGACAAUGGGUUGUACCGUGAAAAUGAAUGGCUCAAAAUCGAAGAAUAAUGAGACAAUGGGUUGUACCGUGAAAAUGAAUGGCUCAAAAUCGAAGAACAAUGAGACAAUGGGUUAUACCGUGAAAAUGAAUGGCUCAAAGUCGAAGAACGGAUCAGAUGCAACAGCAGUGAAGAAUGAUCCAUCCUUUGACGAAAAAAAUUACGUGUUUUUGAUAAAAUUUGCCUUGAAGCGCUGUUUUCUGGAUCAAAAUGACUUUAAAGCAAAUGUGGAACUUUACAAAAAGUUUUUGGUGGAUAAAGGACCUUCAUUGGUCCUGCUGGCAACGAGUGCAUUUGCCAGGAACAUGGAAGAUCUGAAAUACACGGAUGCUCAUCUCGAUCUACUGUCAUUUAUGUUUGUGCUACAUCUCAAUGAUAGAAAUAACAGAAUUGUACGCAAGAAGGAGAAAGUUGUAAUUGCUGCCUACGAUGCACUGGCCAACGGCGAAAAGAUCAUAUUCAUGAAAAAACGUGUUCACGAAUCUCGAAAAUCUGAAGUACUACGAAUUUAA